CUUAUCAAUGUCGAAAGAUCUCUGGACUUCUUAUAAAAACCACAGAAGCUUGUUAAACCUUCAUUCAGUGUCAAAAUUACUUUUAACAAGUUUAAACUACCUUAGUUUGCCUAUUCUUUAAAGAAAUGGAAACAAUUUACAAUGAAGUUGAAAAGAUUUGGAGUACUCCAGGUCUUAACAUCGAACACCGAGGACUUGGUGAAGCAAUUCUAACAAAAUUAAAAACGGACAACCAAGACAGGAUUUUCGAAUUCUUUUAUGAUAAAGGAAUAACAUUAACAGUUGCUGAUGUUCGUCAACAAACAAUUAGAGUUGCACAAAACUUACAACGAAUCGGGCUUAAGAAAGGUGAUACAGUCGUGAUUUACUCAAUGUUGAACGAAAAGAUUACUCCAAUAGCUUUUGGUUGUUUUACUAUCGGAGCACCGGUGAAUUAUUUUGAGACAAAUUUUGAUGGAGAUGAUAUCAAUGAAUUUCUUGAGAAAAUUGAUCCAGUCCUCAUAGUCUUUGAAGAGGAAUAUCGAUCAAGGCUUUUUAAAGCAAUUGAAGACUCAAAACUUCCGAACUUGAAACAUAUCCUCAGUCUUGAUUCUGUUAGUUCCUCAGUGGAAAAAGUUCUAUUUCAAGAUUGUGGAAGCAUUGAUACCUUCGAAGUACCGAAAAUCGAAGACCCAGCAACACACCCAGCUCUUUUAUUGCUAACCUCAGGUACAACAAGAUUACCCAAGAUCAUGGCUCUUUCCCAUGCCGUAAUGAUGGAAGGCAUAUACUCGUGGUGGAAUAUUGAAGCUGGAAUGAAAAUUUUCUCAAUAAGUCCAGUUCGAUGGAUAAGUCAAGCGUCAAUAAUGCUGCAACCGGUAUUCUUUGAUUGUCAACGUUUCUACACGUCACAAAAUCCAUCUGGAAAAUUGGGCAGGGAUAUCAUUGAUACCUACAAGAUCACACAUUUUGUUACUGUUCCUGCAAAUUAUCCACCAAUUUUCAAAGCAGCUGAAAUGUCCGGAAAUCCUAAAAGUUUAAGUUCAUUGAAAAUAGCUGCAGUUGGUGGUGAAGUUGUAUCAGAAGCUUUUAUAGAUAUUAUGUCGAAAGCACUGCCAAAAUGCAGGCCAGUUAAAUGUUAUGGAAUGACGGAAUUUGGUGGUUUGGCAGCUACAGACGAAGAUAUAAGCAAAAAAGGUGUUAACGGAGGAGCUUUGAAGAGAGGUUUUAUGGCAAAAAUUGUAAAUGAGAAUCAAAAUUCUCUUGGACCCAACGAAAAAGGCCAGUUGUUUAUGAAGAGAAUUUCACUACCUUAUCUCAAGUACUGGAAAAAUGACAAAGCCAAUGAAGAAAACUUUGUAGAAGGAGGAUGGUUAAACACUGGUGAUUUUGCAUACAUGGACUCGGAUAAUCUCUUAAAUAUUGUCGCACGGAGUAAAGAUUUAGUGCGAUCAGGUGGAAAUAUUAUAGUUCCGGUCUCAAUAGAAACUGUGAUAGGAAGUCAUCCAAAUGUACAGCUUUGUGCUCUUAUUGGACAUCCCAAUCCCGUAGAUCUAACUGAUGAAAUAGGCAUUGUUUUCGUUUCUCUUCGAAGUGAAACAUCAGUCUCACACAAAAUUGAAGACGAUUUGAGGAACCUUCUUAUGUUGAAAUGUACAAAGGAAGAAGCACAAGUAGUUCGGCACAUAAAAGUGCUCUCAGAAAUGCCACUGACAACUUGUGGCAAGAUUAAUCGAAACGUUUUAGCUGAAAUGGCUUGA
Messenger RNA from Episyrphus balteatus (marmalade hoverfly), 1739 nucleotides. Its product is annotated as 2-succinylbenzoate--CoA ligase-like. Gene Ontology annotation, molecular function: long-chain fatty acid-CoA ligase activity. The coding region runs from base 126 to 1739 and encodes 537 amino acids. The record is from RefSeq and is a predicted model, not a curated record. NCBI's taxonomy places the organism in Eukaryota, Metazoa, Arthropoda, Insecta, Diptera, Syrphidae. The transcript is spliced from 3 exons. Gene Ontology annotation, biological process: fatty-acyl-CoA biosynthetic process; long-chain fatty acid metabolic process.